AUGCCGGCAGUGGGCGGCGGGGUGCGGCGCGACGUGUCGGUGUACCGGCGCGGCAGCGGCACGCUGUGCUUCCGCACGCUGCGAGCCCCCGCGCGCCCGCUGUGCUCCUGCGCGCCGCCGCACUGCAGCCGGACACGAUACAACCAAGGCUCAAACGCCGGGCACGAGAGCAAAGAGGUGCAAGUGCCGCCGCCGCCGAUGCAACACGAGCGCACGUCCACGGCCUCCGAGCACGACACAUACACCGUGGACAAGCAGAGUCGCGCCACAUCGCCCGACAGCACCGAGUUCGAGAUCACUUACUUGUCUGAUCUGCCUUUGGAGAAAGAGAAAGCCAGUCCGAUGAAGUCCCGUCCGUUCUCCCCCGGGGAAGACAAGACUACAACCACAUAUACUGACUCUUCGUGCUCGCCUGACACCAACUACACGCUCAGUGAGGGAGAGAUGCCCAUUUGUUCCAAUUCUAAACGGAAGUAUUCCCAUGAUCGAGAUGGAAGAAAUGGAAGGCAGAUGAACGGAACGUUGGCUGAGCCUGCAGAAAAGCCAUGUGAGAAGAUAGAAUCGGCCCUGCAAGCCGUGACGGACGAGAUCGCCCGCUGCAACACUUUACUGAAGGCGCAUCGACCCACGCCAGCCAGCCAGGUGAUCAUACUCAAUACCAACGUCUUCUAAAACCUAUGUAAUGUAGUCUAGCAUCUAGUCUUAAUAUUUAUAUUUAAUUUUAUCAAUAAACUUUUUGACGCGAAAUAUAAUACCUACGUAGGAUUGCGGAUAACAUUUGAAUUGUAAUAAGUUAAGAAGUUAAACACGGACAUAAAAAUUACUUUGAGGUUUUUUAAUAGGGGUUAAAGUAUGAAAUUGCCGAUUUGUACUGAAAAUGUAAAUUGUAUUUUUUUUUUAAUUUUUAACAAACUUACUUAAUCAAAAUAGUUGCCAUUAUUAUCUAUACAUUACGGCCAUCUAAUAGGAAGGUCAUUUAUGCCUUUACGAUAGAACUCUGAGGAUCUAGACUGCACAAACUGUGUGAAAGAAUUUUGUUCUGCCUCCUGGGAAGAAAACAUCUUGUCACGCAAAUAAUUGUCCAAAUCUAAAUAAAAAAUGUUACCGUUAAAGCAAGUUCUGGCGAAUAUGGAGGCAGACGAAUAGUUUCCAACUGCAGUUCCUGAAGAGUUAAAACGGUUUCUCUUGCUGUAUGAGGUCUCGCGUUGUCAUGGAACAAUAACGGUGAAGGUCGAUUCAUAAGUCGUGGCUGUUUUACUGCUAAUUUUUUCAACAUUAUUCGGUGUUCGGCUGGUUAUUUGGGUAGUUUGACUAGGAUCGGCGUUCACCGUCUCUCUCAAUUCCUCGUUAAUCACCUGUCAGACGGUCUUCCCCGUGGCUCGUUCUUCAAGUCGAAACCACCACGAAAGCGUUUAAUCCAAAAUCGCACGAUGUGUUCAUUAGCAGACACCUCUUCAAAUGCGGCAUUGAUAUUGCGGGCUGUUUCUGCCGUUCACUUCCGCGGCGGAACUCAUAUACUCAUAUUGUUUAAGUUGAAUAACAAAAACAAUUGAACAUCGAUAUCAAAUGUUUCACAUUUUUUAAAAGAAGAACCUCACAGAAACCAUGUGAAAAAAGUUUCAUUCGAAAACCUCAAACCAUGAAGACUCUAUGGCAAUUAUUGCCAUAGAGUCUAUAGUCUAUAGUCCAUAGAUACUAUUCUAGUAGGUUUUUGAAUAAUUCAAAAACCUACUAGAAUAGAAUAAAACGGCAAAUUUCAUACUUUAACCCCUAAUAUAAUAACGGCAAAGGACCACGCCCCAUAACUUAGGUAAAGGUCAAAAAAUAAUACAAUUUCUUUACUCAGGGAUAGCACUAAGUGGAGAUGAGAUCCGCUUUGGUGGAGUCUGCGCAUACUGUAAUUAUACUAUCUAUAUGUAUUUAUAAAAAUUAAAAUCUCAGAAACUAACAGUGCGAGUGUUAGAUAAAUGUAAAAGGCUAUCCGUAAAAAAUCGCACGUACUAUUAAGGUCUAUCUUCCAUCUGAUUUUGGUUAAGUGUUUAGGUACAUACAGGCUAUUUAUUUUUGUAUACCAAAGUAUUGGUAGUUAGAAAGUAGUUGUAAAUUAUAUAUUUAGCUAUUAUUUAUUUAAUGUUCACUUGUAAAUACUAUGUGCGUCUUUAAUAGGCAAGCAUAACUAGGUAAUAUUAUUGUAAUAGUUUAUUUUGUUUCAUGCUAUGCAUUGCUGUUUGUGCGCCUAAAUAUAUGUAUAAAUAAAUGAAGUAGCCAAA
This is a messenger RNA of Helicoverpa zea (corn earworm), 2270 nucleotides long. RefSeq lists its product as uncharacterized. The coding region runs from base 1 to 672 and encodes 223 amino acids. The record is from RefSeq and is a predicted model, not a curated record. Lineage: Eukaryota; Metazoa; Arthropoda; Insecta; Lepidoptera; Noctuidae. The transcript is spliced from 5 exons.